GCCGGAGAAGCGAGGGUGAGGCGGUCAUGGCGGCGUCGGCGACGACCGUGACGGUGACGGCGGCGACAGCUGCUGUGGCGGCCGGUCUUCCCGGCAGCGGCGAGGCGCGGAGGCCGCCUUUCCCCCAGGACUGAGGUCGGGGCCAUCCAGGCCCUUCCCUCCGGCCCGGCCCCGGCCCCGGCCCCAGGUCCGGCCCCGGCAUGGCUGGGAUCAUCAAGAAGCAGAUCCUGAAGCACCUGUCCCGAUUUACUAAGAAUUUGUCACCUGACAAAAUCAACCUGAGUACUCUAAAAGGGGAGGGCCAACUGACCAACCUGGAGCUGGAUGAAGAGGUUCUGCAGAAUGUACUAGAACUUCCCACAUGGUUAGCUAUCACUCGGGUCUUCUGCAACAAGGCCUCCAUCAGGAUCCAAUGGACAAAGCUGAAGACACAUCCAAUCUGUCUGUGUCUGGAUAAAGUAGAAGUAGAGAUGAGAACAUGUGAAGAGCCUCGGCCCCCCAAUGGACAGUCCCCCAUUGCCCUGGCUUCAGGACAGAGUGAGUAUGGCUUUGCUGAGAAGGUGGUGGAGGGAAUGUUCAUUAUCGUUAAUUCUAUCACCAUCAAGAUUCACUCCAAGGCCUUUCAUGCCUCUUUCGAGUUGUGGCAGCUCCAGGGCUACAGUGUUAACCCCAAUUGGCAGCAGAGUGACCUCCGCCUUACCCGCAUCACUGACCCCCACCGAGGAGAGGUUCUUACAUUUAAAGAGAUAACAUGGCAGACUCUUCGGAUCGAGGCAGAUGCCACUGACAAUGGUGAUCAGGACCCAGUCACUACUCCACUGAGGCUCAUUACCAACCAGGGCAGGAUCCAAAUAGCCCUCAAGAGAAGAACCAAAGACUGCAAUGUGAUAGCUUCCAAGUUGAUGUUCCUGCUAGAUGACCUGCUUUGGGUACUGACUGACUCACAGCUCAAGGCUAUGAUGAAGUAUGCAGAGUCGUUGAGUGAGGCAGUGGAGAAGUCAGCUCUACAGAGAAAAAGUUUGGCACCUGAGCCCACACAAAGUACUUCACCUGCUGCUCCCAGUGCCCAUCAUUCUUGGAGCCAAGCAUUUGGUAGUGGUCAGAGCAAUGUUAGCAACAGCCGGAUCAGCCAGUACUUUGAGAAGUUUGAUGUGAAGGAAUCAUCUUAUCAUCUGCUUAUUUCACGCUUGGAUCUACACAUUUGUGAUGACAGCCAGUCCCGGGAACCAGGGGACUCAGCAAACAGAGUGAUGGGUGGUGCCAUGCAACUUACCUUCCGGAAAAUGGCCUUUGACUACUAUCCUUUCCAUUGGGCAGGAGAGAAUUGUAAGCACUGGGUAAGGCACUGUGAGGCCAUGGAGACCAGAGACCAGUGGGCUCAGAAGCUGGUGACUGAGUUUCAAAGCAAGAUAGAAAAAUGGAAUGAAGAAGCAGAUCUGAAAUCUUCCUUGCAUCUGGGGACAGACUUACCUUUCCACAAGAAAUCAGAAUCUUUCUCCAGUCCCCAGAAGAGCCACCUCGAGAAGAGUUCAUUACGCAGCAGCCAGGCUGUCCCCACUCCACUUUGGCCCCCUGCCUGGAACCGAUUGCGCUCUAGUUGUUUGGUGGUCCGUGUGGAUGACCUGGAUGUCUACCAGGUUUCUACAGCUGGUCAGCCAAGGAAGAAGCCAUCCACACUCCUUUCAUGCACCCGAAAACUCUGCAAUCUUCCCACUCAGGUCUCUGCCAUUCAUAUUGAAUUUACAGAGUAUUACUUCCCCGAUAAUCAGGAACUCCCAGUUCCCUGUCCCAAUCUCUAUGUGCAGCUGAAUGGCCUAACCUUCACCCUAGAUCCCAUCAGUUUGCUCUGGGGGAACCUCUUCUUGCUGGAUUUAUAUCGCAGCCUGGAACAGUUCAAGGCCAUCUACAAACUUGAGGAUAAAAGCCAGAAGGAUGAACAUGUGGAUGUCCUGAUGGACACCUUCCAGUUGAAGUUGAGCCUCCCUCUGGAGAAAAAAGACUUGGCUUCCUUGCAUCGUCCUCAGGCCCUGGUUAUCUCCACUUCUGCCAUGACUGCCACUAAUACACGGCACGCUCUGCACUGUAGUUGUGUGGACCUCCAGAACAUCUUUCGUAGCUUUGCUGCUACUGAGUUCUUUCAUUCCAACUACUCUCAUUUUCCCAAAGCCCCAGGUGGAUUCAGCCUCCUCCACAUGCUUUUCCUACAUCAUGCCUUCCAAAUGGACUCCCGUGCCCCUCAGUUCAGCACUCUCCUUCCUCAGAGGGAUCUAGCCUCCCAAGACCUCUGGUCAAUCUACUUUACCCAAAUAUCCCUGGACUUUGAAGGGACAGAGAACUUCAAAGGACAUACGUUGAACUUUGUGUCUCCUUUCCCCUUAUCCAUGUGGAUUUGUCUGCCUAUCUGCUGGCAGCAAGCACAGGCACGGAAACUGCUUUUGGUAAGGGAGGGAAAGAUGAAACCAUCUGCCAGUUUUGGCAGUCCUGUCCAGCCCAUGUUUCUUGCCCCAGAGUCUGGGUCUCAUCAGAGGUCAAAGACAGAGUGUGAUCUGAAGAGUCUUUCUGGACUUCCCGAGGUCAUUAAUGCUCUGAGAGAAGGGAAUCGAGGUGUGGACAGUAAAGGGCCCACAACAGAAAUGGAGGCCACAGCAGAUAUCCAUGUGUUAAUACACUCUUCUUCCCAUGUUCGAGUGCGGCUGAACCACUACCAAUACUUGGCUCUGCUCCGACUGCAGGAGGUACUUCAGAGUCUUCAGGAGCAAUUGGCUCAGGAUACCCAAGCUAUGACUGGGUCUCCCUUGCCAAGCCAGACAGUUUGCAUAGGGAUCCUGUUCCCUAGCACUGAGAUAGCCUUACUCAUGCACUCGGCCACUCCUACGGGAGAGGCUGGCUCUGCAGGCUCAGAGACCACUAGCAUCAUCGAUUCAGAGCUCUCUCCUUCAGAGGACAGGGAACUGAAGUCUGAUGCUUCCUCAGACAGGGGUCCAUUAAGUCCAGCAAAGGCCCUGGAAGACAACAGCAUUGAAAAUCUGGGCACUUUCCGGGACGGAACAGAUCUCUCACAUAGUAAUGGAAUACUGCAGGACCAGGACCCCUUUUCACAGCUGGGAGACAAAGCCCACGAAGAGGAGAUCCAUAAAUCCAGGGAAUCCUCACAGACUAAAAAACUGAGCAAAACCCAAGUAUCUAUCCCACCCAGCCCCCUGCAAGAGGUGGUGAGUAGGGACACAGUUCUGAGUGAUCAGGGUGGGAUGAACCCUGUGAAGAACAUUGAGGAAGAGUUGGCCAGUGCUAUACAUUUGACCAAGGAUGCAACCAAGGAGGCCCUUCAUGCCACCAUGGACCUCACCAAGGAAGCCAUGUCAUUGACCAAAGAUGCCUUUAGCCUGGGCAGGGAUCGGAUGACCUCUACAAUGCACAAAAUGUUAUUCCUUCCUCCAGCCAACAGGGAGCCCCUGGCCAAGGUGGAGGAAGGAGGAACCUCAGCAAGUGGAGGAGCUGCUAGGCUUCGUCAUUUCUCAAUAAAGAGGACAGUGUCCCAGCAGUCACUUGAUGGUGUCUCACAGGAUGGUGGUGGUCCUGAAGAUCGACUUUCAGUGGACAGUGACGGAAGUGAUAGCUUUGUAAUGCUUUUGGAAUCUGAGUCUGGAUUGGAAUUAAUACCCCCAGAACAACUCCCACCAGCAUUGGAUGAUAGUGGUAAUCAAGAGAACCCCAGAGUAAAUGAGGAUGACCUAAUAUCUCCAGAGGUGAAUAGCUCAGUGUCACCUAGCAAGAGAGACCCUAUUCUUCAGCCGGUGUCAGUUCUGGUUCUAAAGGUAAGCCAGGUGGCUCUUGGUAUUGAAGCAAAAGAUCAGGACCUCACUGUGGCCCUGCAGUCAGAGGAGCUAACCCUCCAGCAGCCGGGCAUUGUGAGGCUUUGGCAGUUCCUGCAUGAGCAGUGCCCAGAGUACCCAGCUCUGAAGACUAUCCACACCAAGCCAGCUGUGGGCCUUCGAUUCGAGGUGGGACCCUGUGCUGCUGUUCAUUCUCCCCUGGCUUCAAAAAAUGGUUUCCUUCACCUCUUGCUCCAUGGUGGCAGUCUGGAAUUGUUGACUUCAGUGCUCACUGGUCUGGGGCCCUUCUUGGAGGAUGAGGAGGUUCCUGUGGUUAUUCCUAUGCAAAUUGAACUGUUGAACAUGAGCAUCACCUUGAAGGAUGAUAGCCCUCCAGUUUACCCCACAUCCCCAGGACCUGUCCCAGUCAUUCUGGCCUUGGAGCAUAUUGUGGUGAAGCGCGAUGAUGAUGGUGUCUUCCACAUAGUAGCUGCUGCCCAGGACGAGCCAUCAUCAGAAGGCCCUCAGCAUGAGAAAAAGCAACACUCAGAGGAACAGGUGGUUGGCUUACCUACAGGAAUUCUCCUUGGACAGCAGGUGAAAGAGCUGUCCACCCUACAGAAGGAACUUUUAGCCAUGAAGCAAGCAUUAGCCUGUGCCAACAAAGACAAAGAGAAGCUUCUACAAGAAAUCAGGAAGUACAAUCCUCUCUUCCAGCUUUGACAGCAGCAACACCCACAGGAAAGAACACCAGCAGCAGCACCACAAGGGAAGAAAGCUCCAUCUGAUGUUGAACAUGUCUAUUUGAUUACACUGGAAGGAGAGUAGGAAUUCCUGAAUCUGCCCCUUUGGAGCAGAUUUCAUUCCUGCCAGCUGUUCUAGCCAAAGACAGGGUAGCUACAUCAGAACCCAGGGUAUGGCAAGUUUUGUGUGUGUUUUUCACUGUUCCAGUGCCAUUCACAGCUUGUCUAAAGCUCCACUUGCUCAGUGGGCUGGAGUCUUUCGGUGGGUAGGACCAUUCCACCUUCUGGUGUCUUUGCAAAAAUACUUGCUUCCUCUUUAACAUGAGUACUUGUAUAAGGGAGAAAACUUGCCCCUUCCAGUGUCCUCAGAAAGAACCACCAAAGAUCACACGUCCCAGAGCUUCCUGUAGCAAAACUGAACCAACCUGGCCAAGAGCCCCAACUGAGAAGGUUGUAGCAUCACAGAGAGUAGGACAGCACAGUGAUGAGGGCAAAGGGAUGAAUGGAUGGAUGGAGCCCAAGAGGAUCCAGAUGUAGCACCUUAGGCAUGGUGAGAGAAAGGGACAGCACCCUACCAUUCUUGGAAAAGUUGCUGGGCAUAUUUCAUCUUUGCAUAUACUGCCAUCAGGUUUUCAGGAAGGUUUGUUACAUAUAAGAAGGAACCAAACUCAUCGUGGUGAUAUAAUAGUAGUAAACAAGGGUGCAGUGCCAACAUUGUCUUUUCCUUCUAUUACCGUUUAUUUGAAACUCAAAACAACAAAAACGGUAAGCCCAGAGCUGUUAAAGGUCUGAUCUGGUAGAAGUGGGAUCCAGAUGAGUAGUAUCCUUGGUUUUGAGCCCUGGUACUCUUGGCCUUCUAAGGAUCUUAUAUCUUCUUUACAAUUCCAGCCCCAGCCCUCAUCAGUUCUUCCCUUCUCACACCCUUAUUAUCUACUCCACCUCUAAAGGAGAGUGACCUAGCAACCGUUCUUUUAGUAUUUACCAGGGUAGAAGCAAGUAGUAUUUUUUAACCUUUAUUAUAAAUAUCCAGUAUGGCCAAGCCUUGCUUCCUUUGUAAUUGUGGCUUUUUUCAGGGGAAAUUAACCCUUUUGACUAUGUAUUGCCUCCUCUCCCAUAGAAGAAUUUGCCUUUCCUCUUCUAAGCAGGCAGCCUCCAUGAUGUGCAGACAGACCUAGUGAACUGUAUCAGUUGGUUAACUAUAAUCAGGCGAGCUGGUAAAAUUGAUACCAGAUAGAACAAUUUAAGUUUUAUAUCCAUAACUCACUCUGGGAAAGGUUAACAGUCGUUUCUUUAAACAGGAAACAGCUUGACUUAUUCUUUGAGUAGCUAAAUUGCACUUUUAAAAAAUUUGGCAAGGUUCCACACCAAAUUUUUCUAAAGUUACUAUAGAUUGGGGUAAUAUAUCCUGCCUGGUAUGGGCAGAGAGUAUAAGUAGAUUGCUUAUGAGAAGUCUUAAGAUAAAUUCAUAUAUGAGAGCCUCCUAAUCAUCUAUAUUGGGAAGUUAGAGCUUUGGGGGUACACAUCACAGUGGGCAACCAUGUUCUACAAACCAUCCGUUGUAGGAAUUUUGAAACAGACCAAGUGAGCAGUUCUGAUGUUUUUAAGGAGAUUGAAAAAGGACCAGAAAUUUGAAAAUGAGGUUGUUAAACUUCAUGCUCACUUAAAUUGAGUAAAGAUCUCAUAACUAAUUGGUUUUUUUCUUCCCCUACAAAGAAAAUGGGGGAAAGUUUAUAAUAGAUAUCAUCUGGUAUACAGUGGGCCACAGCUGGAAAUAAAAGUGCCAAAUUAUGAAUAAGGUUAUCACCUUAAUAACUGUCCUGCCAACUCUUAGGCUUUGUGGAAGUUUUUUGAACAACUGUAAAAAGCAGGACAGAGUGGCAUUCAAAGACCUUGAGCUUUUUGGCUUCCUUCUUUCUACCAGGCAGUUUCUGCCAUUGUGUCUUGAACCUUUCCCUUGGAAAGGUAGUAUGGCUCAUCUCCCCUAGCUUUACUAGGAUGACACCAUCUAAUCACUGUCUCCAUGGCUUCUCCACUGCCCUGCAUUAAGGGAGAAAAGAAGACUUUUUCUUAUAAAGAAAAUGUGAAAAAAUGGUAGUCCCCUGCUGCUGAAAGUGUUGGGGGGAGAGUUGCAAUGUCUCUGCCCACUUCUCCGGUUCCUUGGUCUUGGAGGGUCUCUGCCUUUGAGCAGCUUGACCUCCUGCACAUGAAAUGGUGAAGAAGCUGUGAACAAGAGAAAUGCAGACAAUCCUCAGCAGCUCUGUCUUUGUCCACACUCCAGCUCUGCUGUCCUUCAACAUGUCUUGACAUUCUACUCUCAUGACCAGUAUGAAUAUGAAGUACUUAAAAUUGUGUUAUCUGAAUUUGUCAUGCAGGAUUCUUGUUUACUGCACAUAGCGACUAAAACUUGGGACCUUCUCCAGAGCCAGUGAGAAAACUGUUAAAUGUUGUAGUUGCUGCUGCUUUCAUGUUCUGAGAGGUUGAAUUUGUCACCAGAAUGCUUGGCCUUUGCUAGGGUUCAGUUAUUCUGACCUAUGGCAAAUGGAGGAGUGUAUUCUUUGCAUGAUAUGACUAACUUUUCCUGACUCACACUUUGACCCUGGAAUUGUCAUGGAUUUCACUGUAUGCCUUGCUUUUUUUCAUAGUUUUGUAAAGAGUGGUCCUUAUGUAUGGAAUUUGAAUGCAGGUGCUAGACAUUCUUGUAGGUGCUUACAGGUAACCUAUUUAAACUGGAUAAAACUAGGACUGAGUAUGUUGUGAACUGGAAAGAAGGCAACUUGAAAUGUUAAGUGAUACAGGGAUUCAUUGCAUUUAUAAAGAAAUGUAAAAGCUGUGCCACGUUACCCAGUUGUCACAGCCCCAGAGACAAAGGCUUUGGUUACUUUUCAAUUAAUAUAUUGUCACUGUUUGCUGAGAGACCUGCCUGCUAUUGGUACCAUCCUUUCAGGAAACUUAAAAAUGGCAUCUAGUUACCUCUUCUGCUCUCCAAUUAGUCAUCAAGGAUUGAUCCCAUUAAUCAGUUUUGGAUAGCAUGUGAAUAGUAGGAAGCAACUAACAUGCCAGCAUCAGCUAAAGCUCUGUAAGACCUUUAGAUUUUGAAAAGGGACAUAGAAUAAGUCCUUUGAUUUUGGAAGCUCAGGAGCCAAACUCUUCCAUAAGUCUCUUCACUGUGACACUGUUUGCUAAGUGGCAGAUAUAUAAAUGUGUUCUUUCCAAAUUACUUAGAAAUUAUUGCAGCCCUAACCAUGAGCCUUACUGGGCACCAUUGACCGUGGUGGUCAUUGUUCCCAUCAGCUCUAUGAAAUGCUCAAAAGUAUAGCUGAAACAGAGGUUCCUGCUUAUACAUUCACAGUAAAAAUUGAUUUGGUUUAAUUUAUUGAAUUUUGAUCAAGACUUAAAUGGAGUCUUGGAAAUGGAAACCACUAAAGCAUCUUAUGUGUAGGCUGAAGGAACCUGGUUUGGAAAACCCUUUGUUUUAGUGGUAGAUAUUCAAAAUCAGGCUAGCAGAUAGAUUUCUUCUAAUAAUUCCUUUUCUUCAUAUUUGCUAGGUAGAGCUUCUGCCUUAGUAAGAAAAAUUAAGAACCAUUCUGCUUGAAUUGUAAUAUAAACAAUGCCUUCCCUUUUCCCUAGUGAUAUACAACAGAAAGGAAACACCUUAUGGGAAUUCCCAAAGUUUUGAAUUGGCCUUAUUACUGCUGAUCACUGUCCAUAAAAAGUCGCUCCACUCUCCUCUAUCUGAGGAAACAGUGUGGAUGUAUCUGCUGAACCAGAUUCCUAGUCAGUAUUAGGAAUUUUAAUGUUGCAAUAUCUAAUAUUUCCAUGCGUGUACUGGUUCUGUGAACCACCUGGAAAAAUGGUAAAUUAAACUUACUGAACAGCAUUGGCUACAGUUCUGUCUGUCUGUCUGUCUGAGAGGAAGUGAAAGCAGCCUUUUAAUUCUGUUUCAAAUCCAUUUAUGAACCCUUUCUAUGUGAGAUGAAUCAGAUUUAUAGUAAUGUCAGAUAAAGUAGUUUAAAAUGUUUACAUUGAGAAGACUAAAGGAAAAAACUAUCUACAUCCUGGACAGAAAGCUAUGGAAGGUGAGAACAGGAACCAUUUUCCCACACCCCGCUACUGAUAACUUAGAGUUUUGAAUACACAAAUCAAAGUACAUAUGUCCCAAGUU
This is a messenger RNA of Dromiciops gliroides (monito del monte), 8717 nucleotides long. RefSeq names its product UHRF1 binding protein 1 (gene BLTP3A). The transcript has 21 exons. Lineage: Eukaryota; Metazoa; Chordata; Mammalia; Microbiotheria; Microbiotheriidae. The record is from RefSeq and is a predicted model, not a curated record. Gene Ontology annotation, molecular function: histone deacetylase binding. The coding region runs from base 201 to 4535 and encodes 1444 amino acids.